GGCUUGAGGCCCGAUGCUGGCCUCCUGUGGAGCAGAUCAACGCUUCUAGCGAACCCAUUUGCACUGGGGAUUCAGCCCUCUCUUUUUCCUGGCGAGGCUUAUGAACCUGUCACCAAGCCAGUGCCUCCGAAAGGAGGAAGUGCGGUGGGACUCAAAGGAUACAUGGCGCCCGCCCCCAGCUAGCUGCUCUUCAGAUGAUCUGCAACCAAGUUGGCUGAUAAAAUAUUUAGUAACGACCCAGUAAACAUGACUGCAAAUACAUUAUAAAGCACUUCAGCGCGACGGCUUAUGAUUAUUUCAAAACUUAAAAAGGAGAUCAUAGAUUGUCACUGUUUCUGUACCCCAGCCGGAAACCGAACCUUUCCGAGGUGGGUUGAUGGGUGGGUGAGCUGCCUCGCCUCCACUCUCCUCUCUCCAGCAGAGCGCUGAGGCUUUCAGCGGCGGCGGUUUGUUUAUUUAUUUAUUUAGUCGUGUAGUUUAAAGGUGGGGGAGGGGGCGUCAAGGACACGCAGUACCUACUCACAAAGCACAGGCUCAGGUGUGUGUGUGCUUCUGUGUAUUAACUGGAAAAGACAGACUCUGGAAGUUUCACAGGGCGAGAAGAGGCCACCGGCUCGCGCUUUGUAUACUUUGCACUUGAAAUCGUUACAUUCAACUGAAUAUUUGGCUCAUUCAGAUUCGAAAAGUCUCCUAACAUCAUCGAAUUCCCUCCUCCGCCCCUCCUCUCUAAAGAGAGGAGGGGGGGGGUUAGGAAAUGUUUAGUAAAUUGCACAUCUUUGAAUCUUCCUAAAGCAGUGGUCACAAAGCUUAAAGGUGACAUAACAGAGCUCACGUAAACCAACACACUUCCCCCCACCCCCCAAGCCAACAAUAAAAUCAUCCCCUUCAAUUUGCCAUGAUCGUCGCGACCAGGAGCCAGAAAUUUCUCAAUGUGAGCAGCAGCUACCCACAUUCGGGCGGAUCUGAGCUUGUCUUGCACGAUCAUCCCAUUAUCUCGACCACUGACAACCUGGAGAGAAGUUCACCUUUGAAAAAAAUUACCAGGGGGAUGACGAAUCAGUCAGAUACAGACAAUUUUCCUGACUCCAAGGACUCACCAGGGGACGUCCAGAGAAGUAAACUCUCUCCUGUCUUGGACGGGGUCUCUGAGCUUCGUCACAGUUUCGAUGGCUCUGCUGCAGAUCGUUACCUCCUCUCUCAGUCCAGCCAGCCACAGUCUGCGGCCACUGCUCCCAGUGCCAUGUUCCCGUACCCCGGCCAGCACGGACCGGCGCAUCCCGCCUUCUCCAUCGGCAGCCCCAGUCGCUACAUGGCCCACCACCCGGUUAUCACCAACGGAGCUUACAACAGCCUGCUGUCCAACUCCUCGCCGCAAGGCUACCCCACGGCCGGCUACCCCUACCCACAGCAGUACGGCCACUCCUACCAAGGAGCUCCGUUCUACCAGUUCUCCUCCACCCAGCCCGGGUUGGUGCCGGGCAAGGCGCAGGUAUACCUGUGCAACAGGCCACUUUGGUUGAAAUUUCAUCGGCAUCAAACGGAGAUGAUCAUCACUAAACAGGGAAGGCGCAUGUUUCCCUUUUUGAGUUUUAAUAUUUCUGGUCUCGAUCCCACCGCUCAUUACAAUAUUUUUGUGGAUGUGAUUUUGGCGGAUCCCAAUCACUGGAGGUUUCAAGGAGGCAAAUGGGUUCCUUGUGGCAAAGCGGACACCAAUGUGCAAGGAAACCGGGUCUAUAUGCAUCCGGAUUCCCCCAACACUGGGGCUCACUGGAUGCGGCAAGAAAUCUCUUUUGGAAAAUUAAAACUAACCAACAACAAGGGAGCAUCCAACAACAAUGGGCAGAUGGUGGUUUUACAGUCCCUUCACAAGUACCAGCCCCGUCUGCACGUGGUAGAAGUGAACGAGGACGGCACCGAGGACACCAGCCAGCCUGGCCGUGUCCAGACGUUCACUUUCCCGGAGACUCAGUUCAUCGCUGUCACCGCCUACCAGAACACCGAUAUCACACAACUAAAAAUAGACCACAACCCCUUUGCAAAAGGAUUUCGAGAUAAUUAUGACACGAUCUACACGGGCUGCGACAUGGACCGCCUGACCCCCUCGCCCAACGACUCUCCGCGCUCGCAGAUCGUGCCCGGCGCCCGCUACGCCAUGGCCGGCUCUUUCCUGCAGGACCAGUUCGUGAGCAACUACGCCAAGGCCCGCUUCCACCCGGGCGCCGGCGCGGGCCCGGGCCCGGGGACGGACCGCAGCGUGCCGCACACCAACGGGCUGCUGUCCCCGCAGCAGGCCGAGGACCCGGGCGCGCCGUCGCCGCAGCGCUGGUUCGUGACGCCGGCCAACAACCGGCUGGACUUCGCGGCCUCGGCCUACGACACGGCCACGGACUUCGCGGGCAACGCGGCCACGCUGCUGUCGUACGCGGCGGCCGGCGUCAAGGCGCUGCCGCUGCAGGCCGCGGGCUGCACGGGCCGCCCGCUCGGCUACUACGCCGACCCCUCGGGCUGGGGCGCGCGCAGCCCCCCGCAGUACUGCGGCGCCAAGUCGGGCUCCGUGCUGCCCUGCUGGCCCAACAGCGCCGCGGCCGCCGCGCGCAUGGCCGGCGCCAACCCCUACCUGGGCGAGGAGGCCGAGGGCCUGGCGGCCGAGCGCUCGCCCCUGGCGCCCGCCGCCGCCGCCGCCGCCGAGGACGCCAAGCCCAAGGACCUGUCCGACUCCAGCUGGAUCGAGACGCCCUCCUCCAUCAAGUCCAUCGACUCGAGCGACUCGGGCAUUUACGAGCAGGCCAAGCGGAGGCGGAUCUCGCCCGCCGACACGCCGGUGUCCGAGAGCUCGUCCCCGCUCAAGAGCGAGGUGCUGGCCCAGCGGGACUGCGAGAAGAACUGCGCCAAGGACAUAGGCGGCUACUACGGCUUCUAUUCGCACAGCUAGGCCGCCCGGCCCGCGCCCCGCGCCCCCCUAACCUCCCCCCACGCCCCCCACCCCACCCCAAGGCCCCUCUGCUCUGCCCCCCACGUCCUCCUCCCCAGGCCCGCUCUUGCGCACUCGCUGGCUCUUUCACCUGA
Messenger RNA from Peromyscus maniculatus bairdii (prairie deer mouse), 3066 nucleotides. NCBI's taxonomy places the organism in Eukaryota, Metazoa, Chordata, Mammalia, Rodentia, Cricetidae. The record is from RefSeq and is a predicted model, not a curated record.